Messenger RNA from Arachis stenosperma, 1119 nucleotides. RefSeq lists its product as uncharacterized. Gene Ontology annotation, molecular function: nucleic acid binding; zinc ion binding. Bases 1 to 1119 code for a protein of 372 amino acids. The transcript is spliced from 2 exons. The record is from RefSeq and is a predicted model, not a curated record. NCBI's taxonomy places the organism in Eukaryota, Viridiplantae, Streptophyta, Magnoliopsida, Fabales, Fabaceae.
AUGGAGAUCAGAGUGUUCUCUGAAUUGGUGAAUAAGAGUAGCGUGGCUGAGGAAUGUGUGAGAAAGGCGACAGCAGAGAAAGGAAGUUUGAGGGUGCCUUUUCAAAGAACUCCGGGGAGAAACUUUGCUCUGAGAGGAAAAAGGUUUGGAAAGCAGCCACAACAGGAUUUGAACUGUCAAAGGUGCGGGAAGUAUCAUUCUGGAGUUCCGUGCAGAUCAGAACUUGGAGUAUGCUAUUUUUGUGGACACCCCGACCACUUGGCCAGUAAUUGUCCGAAGAAGAAAAAGUAUGAGAUUGGUAGGACACAGCGGCCAGGAAGAGUGUACACAACUUCUGCAACAGGUGCUGAGGGAUCUGAGACACUGAUUAGAGGUAACUGUGAAAUUGCUGGUAAAAUCUUAAAUGCUUUAUUUGAUUCAAGAGCAACACAUUUAUUUAUUGCAUUUGAAAUGGCUAAUGAACUAGGAUUGAGAAUGGUGGUUUUAGGUUAUAAUUUGAAAGUGCAUAAUGCUACUCAUGAAGCUAUGGUGACUAGAUUAGGAUGUCCACAAGUUCCAUUUCGAGUACAACAACAUGAAUUUGUGCAUGAUUUGAUUUGUUUGCUGAUGACUGGUCUUGAUCUCAUUUUAGGAUUGGAUUGGUUAUCCAAGAAUCAUGUUUUGCUUGAUUGUUCUAAGAAGUCAGUACAGUUAAUGCCAGAAGGGUCGGAAGCGCCAGUUGUGGUGAAUAGUUACUAUUUAAACUCUAUGAUAGUAAAUUGUUCUGGAACUGAAUGUCAGGGUAUUAUGUUAUUAACUGCGGGAGUAUCAGGUGAUGAUCAGAGUUUAGAACAGAUUCCGGUUGUAUGUGAAUUUCCAGACAUGUUUCUGGAUGAUAUUAAUGAAUUUCCACCUGACCGGGAGGUUGAAUUCGCGAUUGAGUUGGUGCCUGGAGCCGGUGCGAUUUCGAUUACUCCUUACAGGAUGUCACCUUUAGAAAUAGCUAAACUGAAAGCUCAGCUAAAAGAUCUAUUGGGUAAGCAUUUUAUUCGACCAAUUGUUUCUCCGUGGGAGCGCCAGUGUUACUGGCAAAGAAGAAGGACGGGAGCAUGCACUUGUGUGUCGAUUAUCGGCAACUGA